This is a messenger RNA of Paramecium sonneborni, 5077 nucleotides long. NCBI's taxonomy places the organism in Eukaryota, Ciliophora, Oligohymenophorea, Peniculida, Parameciidae. The record is from the annotation of a GenBank genome assembly.
AUGUUAAGAAAUAUAUAGUAAAGUGUGGUAAUUUAGCAUUUAUAUAUUUAUAGUAUAACAAAGUCAGAGAUUAUACAAAUCCUUUUAAUUUACUCAUUCCUUGGUUGAAUGCAAUUUUUAAAAAAUUUAUGGGAAAUUUCUUUAAUGAAGAGAUUAAAAAAGAAUAAUUUACAUCAAAUAUGGGGUUAAAGAAGUUGACAUUAAAAGUUAAUUCUCUAAAUUAAUAAAUGGCUCCAAACAUACCAUUUGUAUUGGAAUCUGGAUCAAUUUCUUUAUUAAGAUUGGAUCUACAUAAACUAACAUGUUUAAUAGAAGAAGUGGAAAUAACAUUAAAUUUCAAGACAAUUGAAUAAUAUGAAUAAUUUAAAAUAACUUAUGAUCUAAAAAAAAUUACAGCAGAUAAACUCUAAAAAAUAAAAGAUGAAAUAAUUAAAGCUUAUAAGGUGAAGAGUGAGACUUCAAAUAAUGUAAAUUAGAAUGCUUGGAAUAUAAUUAGAUAAUUUUUAUAGAAAAUUACUUUUACUGUUAAUAAAUUGGUUAUUCAUUUGGUUGAACCAACUCAUAAAGAUAAAUUCUCUUUAGCUAUUAAUUAAAUAAGUAUGAGAGUUCGAAAAUUACAGGAAGAGAAGGAUUAAAUGGUCAGCACCAUGAUUAUUGGUGGAUGUUCAUUACAUAUUAAUGAAUAAAAUCAAUUGUUUGAUAUUAACAAUUUUUAAAAAGAAUCUUGCAUAUUUAGUUUGUAAUAAUAAUAUACAAAUAAAUAUGAUUAACAUAUUGUUAUUCAUUUAAAAACUGAAUUGAAAGAAAGGUUAAAAUUUAAUAGUACACUUAGUAUUAAAUUGAUGUAAAUGAAUUUAAGUUAUAAGUAAUUAUAGAUAGCAAUGAGAAUUAUAAUGAGUAUAAUUGAACAUAAUAAACUUAUCUAAUCUUAAGAUAAAAUAAUUAUUGAAUCUAUAAAAUAAGAAGCACCUCAAUUUCAAUUUACUUGGUGUGAAUCAGAAAUUAAUAAAAAUUAUUGUGAUUAGAUAGGAGAAAUCAAAACUGAUGAGAUGGAUAGUAAAUCAUUAAGUGAUGAAGCUACAAUUGAAUUUAAUGAUGAUUUUGAGUAAGCAUUAGAGAAAAGUUAUGUCAAUGAAGAUGAUACAGAAGUUUAGUUUGAAGAAUCUCAGAUUGAAGGUUUGAACUAAUCUGUAUUGAACUAAUCCAGUUUAGGAGAUUUAAAUCAAAGUACACUAAAACAAUCUAUAUUUUCAAUGUCUGUAUUUAAAGAAUUGAUUAAUGAUGAAGAUGAUAAAUAAGGGCUGGAAGAAUUGGAUGAUGGACAAUUAAUCUUUAAAAUGAAAAUUCAGAAAGUAAGAAUAAGAUUAUCAAGAAAUAAUAUAAUAGAUAAAUGGAGUGUAGAUAAUUUAAAAAAAACAAACUAUUAUGAAUUAGAAUUAGAUUAAAUUAAUUGGUUGAUGACUAAAGAAAUAGGUCAAUAAUUAAUUACAUCAGUCAAAUAAACAAAAAUUGAAAUUCCAAUUAUUUAGCUCUUUCAUUAUGAAUAUUGUAAUUUAGGGCCUGAAAAUAAAUUUCAAGAGUAAAAUAAGGAUGAGGAGAAUCAAGAAAUAUUUUAAAGUAUAAAUGAGAAUUUAAAUAACAAUUCUUAAAAUUUAGAAAAUCAAAUGUUUCAUUCUUGCUAUAGUUUAAGUUAAAAUGAUGUUUUAGAAAAGAUAGCUUAGAAAAAAAGUGAAUUCAUUAAAGAAUAAGGUAAUUACUUUUACAAAAAGAAAUGUUUGCUCUAAUUAUAUGAUGGCAUAAAAGAUUAAGAUGAUUAAAAUUUAAUCAUUAAAAUAGAUAAUCAAUUUAUAUACUCUUAUGAAAAGAUUAAAUCUUCAGGUAAUGGUUUAUAAUUUUAAUUACAUCAUUUAAAUAAUUCUCAAGCAAUAUCUAUUAAAUAGAUCGAUAUCAAUUUAAAUGUAGAUGAGAUACUUGAGUUAAUAGAAAUAUUUAAAUUUGAUCAUUAAAAGAAAUUAAUCAAAAGUAUCCCCAAUUUAAAUUUAAUAACAAUACAUCACCUUUAAUUUUAGAUUUAAAUUCAAGAAACAGAUUAUUUUGAGUUUUAUUAUUUGUAAUAGAUGAUUAAAAAUGAUCCUAAUACCAGCAGUGUCAUUCAUUAAUAAUAGAAAAUAUCAUAUUUUGUAUUUAAUGUUGUUGAUUUCUAAGUUUAAUAAUCUAGUUCUGGUUUUAUAACAUUCAAUUAAAUCGAAUGUUUAAAGACAGAAUAUGACAGAAUAAAAUAAAUGUUUAAUAAUGAGAUAAUUGCUAUAAUAGGAGCAUAGAAUUGUUUUUAAAUAUUAAUUAGACCAAUAAUAAAACUGAUAGAUACAUAAGAAAUACGAGUGGCAAUUCCUAAAAUUGAAAUUUUCAUUAAUAUGUUCUGUAUGGAGUAUAUAAAAACAUUGUUUACUGUUUUAAAUGAUUUUCAAAAAAGAUUAGAAGAAUUCAAUAAAAGUAAUAAGGAUAGUAAAUAAAUUAUUAAAUUACUCCUUGAUGAAAUUAUUAUUAAAAUUAAUGUGGAAUAAUAAUCUAAUACACAUUAAACAAGAUUUAUUUUACAUGCAUCUAAAUUGGCAGCAGAAAUGAUUGGCAAAGAUGAAAUUUUAUUAACUUUGUAUAAUUGUUUAGCUGUUGAUUUAGAUUGGAAUUGUAAAAAACAAAAAUAAGAGAUUCCUAUUUAUGGUAGUCCAAAUGAAACUAAAAUAAAAGAUUAGCCUAUUUAAAUAUUGCAUUUUAGAAAUCAAAAAUAUUAAGCAAAUCAAGUUUUAUUUUAUAAAUAAGAACGUUUUAAUAGAGAAGAAUUUAAGACUUUGGUAUAAAAUGAAAUAAUAAAAUCAGAACCUAAUAUGGCAUUUUAAUAUACAACUGUUAAAUUGAAGACUAAUAAAUACUUAAAUCCAGAUUGUUUAGAUGCUCUACAUGGAAAAACGAAUUUGAUUUCAUUAAAAAUUAAUAAAAAUUAAAAAAUUGAAAUUCAAUAUUAGCAUGGAAUUAUAUAAGUAGAUGAGUAAUGGAUUGAAACAAUAAUCACUAUUUUAGAUUUAGCCUAAAAAUGGGAAUAAAUUUUUAUUCCAAAAAAGACCAAUUUAUCUCAAAAUAAACCUAAACCUAUUUUCACUUUAACAAUUUAGAAUAUAUGGUUAAAUUAUUUACCAACAUAUAAAAAAUCUACUUUGUUAAAAUAGUAUUUAUAGAAAAAAGAGGCAAUUAAAUCAUUAAUUGCUAUAUAACCUGAAUAAUUAUAUUAUUCUUGGAUUCGAGUUUUAAUUAGAAUUAAGAGUGCAACUAUAUCAAGUGAUUUACAAGCUCACUUGAGUUCAGCAUAAAUUUAUGUUAAAAGUACAUCAAAAGAUAUCAAACAUGCUAAUUUGAGCUUUUUAAAUCCUAUUUUAUUGGUUCCUCCAAAAAAUGGACUUUUUGAUGAAAAUAGAAAAUUUUCAGAUGGAUUUUAAAUUGAUAAAGAUGAAUAAGGUUUGUUGAGACUUCUUUGUUUUUAAAAAUUAUUUAAAAUAAAAGGAAUAACAAUUUCAGGAAAAACAAUAAAUAUUGGUUAAGUAAUUGGAAAUUUAAAGAAAGAUUCAAUUAUCAGUUUAUGGGAUAUUACAUCAAUGACUUUAGAAAAGAUAAAAAAAUUCAUACCUGAAUAAGUAAAUGAAAAUUAAAUUUAACUUUUGCAAGAUGGUCAUCAGUACAAUCUAAAUGAAGAUUUAAAUAUUUUUGAAGAAGAUGAAAUUGAACUACCUAAAAAAGAUAACAUUCCUAAUGAGAAAUAAUUUGAAAUUAUUCUUAAGAAAUUUGAGAUAAAGUUAACUGUUGGUUAACAUUUUCCACCUGAAGUGUUUAGUGACACUAAUCCAAUAAAUACGGAAUGCUAAUAUCAUAAUUAAGAAUAAUAUUAUCUUGAACAUUCAAAUUAAUUAUAAUUAGAAGAGUUUCCAUAAACAAAUGAUUUAUAAUGUUAAUCUAUUAUCUUGAGUUUGAGAGAAUUGAAAUUAGUAUGUUGUGGACCAACAUAAAAAAACAUAAAUCAAUUUUAUUUAACAUUAUUACACUUCUAAAUAGCAGAUAGAAUAUAAAACUCUAAGUUUUCUAAAAUAAUAGGUAAAGAGCCUAGUCAUGAAGAAACAAACUUUGCAGAAGUCUUUUAUUAAUUAGAUAAAAUCAAUAACACAAUAGAUUUAGAAGCCAAGAUUGUUCCUAUAAGAGUUUGUGUUUCUGGAGCAGCUUUAGAAUUUUUAUUAGAUACAAUGAACAGUCGUCAAUAAUUAAAUCCAAAGGUUGAUAUGUUGAGUUAAUUAAAUGUAGCAAAUGAUAAAGAAUCAAUUAUUGAAUUUUGUGUACAGGAAGGUUAUUAAGUGACUUUUUAGAGUAUUCGUGAAAUAAGUACUUUUACAUAUAAAUAUAGAAAAAUAUAUAAAAGUGGGUUUUUUGAAUGUUGAGAGAUUAUAUUUUUAUAUAACAUUUGAUGGAAAUGGUGUAAAAACGGAUGGAAAAUUAAAAGGUUUAGUUAGAUUAACUUCUUAUGAUAGUUUAUUUAUUUUCUUGAAGAGAGCAUAAAUUCAAAAUUUAGUAUUUGAGAAUGAAAGAGAGUUCAUAAAAUUUAUGUUUGAAUAAUACUAGCAUCUCAUAAGAAAUGAUUCAUAAUUAAUUUAAAAAUUGAUUACUUCCUUUAAAGCUUUCUAAAAUAUUACAAAUAUUGUAUUGGGGUAUUAAUAAUAAUAUUAUUAUACAGAAUUUAAACUAUGUUUAUGACUAUCUUUAAGUAAGGAAUAGUAGCAGGAGUGUGUUCAGGAUCAAUACCUUUAGCAAAAGCAUUAGGAGAUGAGAUUGUUUAUUUGGCUAAAAAACCAAUAGAAGUUUGUAGUACAAUGAGUGAGGGAAUUGGAUUUAAAAUGGCAAAUGUUGUUUUAAAUCCUAUUGAAAGAGUAUUAGAUUAAUUUUCGACAUUGGUAUUAAUCUAUAUCAUUAUUAGACUACAAGUGACAAAAUUCCUAAAGAGUUUCUGAAAAAAAAUAAUUUAGAUUAAAUUAAUGAAUGA